Molecule: messenger RNA, 6073 nt
Organism: Acinonyx jubatus (cheetah)
Lineage: Eukaryota; Metazoa; Chordata; Mammalia; Carnivora; Felidae
Gene: RETREG1
Product: reticulophagy regulator 1
Exons: 8
Coding region: 1369-2445 (358 amino acids)
Biological process (GO): reticulophagy; negative regulation of neuron apoptotic process
Cellular component (GO): endoplasmic reticulum membrane
Source: RefSeq, a predicted model, not a curated record
UCUCAACUUUUUAUGCAAAGCUUUUAGGGUAUAUUCCUAAAAGAAUCUCGGUAAUAUUUUUCUUAGCCUUUUUUUUUAAAUGAAGAAGGAGCUAUACUUUCUUUUUUAAAUUGAGAUAUAAUUGACAUAACGUGCAUUUCAGGUGCACAACAUAGUGAUUUGAUAUUCAUAUGUACUGAGAAGUGAUCAACAUGAUGUCGAGUUAACAUCCACACACACAGUUAACAAUUUUUUUUUUCUUGUGAUGAGCACUUUUAAGAUCCAUUUUCUCACCACCUUUCAAAUACACGAUACAGUGUUAUACUCUGUCAUCACCAUGCUGUACAUUACACCCCCCAGGACUUAUUUAUUUUAUAACUGGAAGUUUGUACCUUUUGACCACCUAGGUGCAACCUUCUAGCCUCUUUAGAAGCAGGAAAAAUUGAAGUGAUUUUUGUCCUGCUCAUAGAAGCUGCAGCAAAUGAGGGUACUUGGUGAUUGAUUACACGUAUGUAAUGAUGAGCCAAGCUAUAAAAAUAUCUUGGGCACGCGGCCCAGCCGUGUGCCAGUGUCAGGCUGCUUGCUCUCUGAUGACAGAGGGGAGUCUGUGGGAGGAGCCCUGUUGCCCAAAAGAACACACGGACUCAUUUGUGUCCAUACGCAUUCUGGGUUGAGAAAUCGAGAUGACCCAAAGGAAGAUUUUCUUGCAAAACAGUGUCCCUCAAAACACAAUUGUUCUUGGUGUGUGUUCCUCUCUCUCUCUCUUUUUUUUCCCCUUUGGAGUAAACGACCUCUUGCUGCAUGGCUGAGCAUUCUCAGAACAAACAAGGCUCUCAGCUCUGGCACGUCCGGCCCAUCUCACUCUCCGCCCCCAGCCUCCUCCUCUGAGUCGGAGGUAUGAUGGCCCAGGCUGAAGUUUUAGGCUCCCCAUGGCCAUGCCACCCUUCAGUGGGUGCCUCGUCAUGCCAGGAAAAGAAAACAAGAAAUAGGAAAGAAAAAGGGUGGGCAGGUCUAGGGGAAGUCAUCCCAAUAAAGGUUAAUAGCUGGGCGGUGACACCUUCUCACACCACUGGAGAGAAAAUGCUUGCUCCCAGCUGCCUGUCACGGUACUGGGAGUAAGAGGUGACCUAUUUAUUUUUAGAAGGGGACAGUCAUAAUAACCCGGCUCCUAGCUUCAUUCAAGGCAGGCAGGUGCUUUGGACGUUUGUAAACACCUACUUUCUGAAGAAGGGAGGAGCGCUUUUUUUUUUUUUUUUUUUCAAAAGGGAAAGAACUUGAAGGCUGGGGAUCUUCCCCCGGGACACUCGCUGUUGAGUGGAGAAGAAGCCAUUGUAGCACACGAGUGCUACAGCCGUGUCCACUCGGCCAUUAUUUUUAUACAGGGCAGAAAUGCCUGAAGGUGACGACUUUGGACCAGGCCAAAGCUGGGAAGUUAUCAAUUCCAAACCAGAUGAAAGACCGAGGCUCAGCCACUGUAUUGCAGAAUCAUGGAUGAAUUUCAGCUUAUUUCUUCAAGAAAUGUCUCUUUUUAAACAGCAGAGCCCCGGCAAGUUUUGUCUCCUGGUCUGCAGUGUGUGCACAUUUUUUACGGUCUUGGGAAGUUACAUUCCUGGGGUUAUACUCAGCUAUCUACUGUUAUUGUGUGCAUUUUUGUGUCCACUGUUUAAGUGUAAUGAUAUUGGACAAAAAAUAUACAGCAAAAUCAAGUCAGUUCUGCUGAAACUAGAUUUUGGAAUUGGAGAAUAUAUUAAUCAGAAGAAACGUAAGAGAUCUGAAGCAGAUAAAGAAAAAAGUCACAAAGAGGACAGUGAAUUAGACCUUUCAGCUCUUUGUCCUAAGAUUAGCCUCACGGUUGCUGCUAAAGAGUUGUCUGUGUCUGACACGGACGUAUCUGAGGUCUCCUGGACUGACAAUGGGACCUUCAACCUUUCAGAAGGAUACACUCCACAGACAGACACUUCUGAUGAUCUCGACCGGCCUAGCGAAGAAGUUUUCUCUCGAGACCUUUCCGAUUUUCCAUCUGUAGAAAAUGGCAUGGGAACAAACGAUGAAGAUGAAUUCAGCCUUGGCUUGCCCACUGAGCUCAGGAGAAAAAAGGAGCAGCUGGACAGCGGUCCCAGAGCAAACAAAGAGAGGCAGUCCGCCGCUGGCCUCACCCUUCCGCUGAGCAGUGACCAAACCUUUCACUUGAUGCGCAACCUGGCCGGGGACACCAUCACAGCCGCAGUGACGGCUGCCAUCAAAGAGCAGUUAGAGGGCGCCGCGAAGCAAGCACUCUCUCAGGCUGCCCCCAGCCCGGGAGACGACACAGACACAGAAGAAGGUGAUGACUUUGAACUACUUGACCAGUCAGAGCUUGAUCAAAUUGAGAGUGAAUUGGGACUUGCACAAGACCAAGAAGCAGAAGCACAGCAAAGUAAGAAGGCUUCGGGCUUCCUUUCAAAUCUACUCGGAGGAGGCCAUUAGUCUGGGAAUCAACUUGUUCAACACAGCACAGAUAAAACUACCAAAAAAUUAUAAACAAUGCAAAAAAAAAAAAAAAAAGAAAAAGAAAAGGAAAAAAAAUUUUUUUGAACUGUGGGCUUUACUGAUUACUUCAGAUGUUUUUCUUAUUUUCCCUUCUGCAGUGAAUUAAUUGGAUCUAUAUCAGCUGAUACUGAUAGACUGAUAUUUCCUAUAGUUAUUUUUAUGUAAUAAGCAUGGAAAUGAACUUUGUAUACGUAUAUAUACAUGCUGUGUUAUCAGAGACGAAUAUUAGAGGUUGUUUUUAAAGCAAAACACCAACUUAUUGAGAUCCUCCUACACCUAUUCCUUAUUUUUCCUUUACAAUUAAUUUUUCAGGCAUGCAAAAACUUUAUUGUAACUCACUGAAAUAUUAACAAUUCGUUGGUGAAUACAUGCGGUAUCAGCUCCUUUGUUACCGAUACUUGGAAACAGUUAAAAAAAUUUUGGUAGAUUCUGAUGUGAAAAACCAAAAAUUAUCAAGGUAUCUUCAGGUGGAGGACUUGGGAAAUAUUAGCAAAAUUAAUUUCUUAGGAAAAAAUUUUAAAAAUAUAUUUAACUACUUUGGAUAGGCUGAUACAUUUCCAUGUUAUUUCUGCAGUUAUAGACUUAGGCUUACCUAUAAAUGGCAUGCUCCAUGGACUACCAGCUCUGGUCUUGCAAAUGGGUGGUAUUAACCCAUCGAAAGCAAGUAAUUAUAUAUCACAUAGACAGUGGUUUUGAUGUAAACAGAGGUUGGGCUGUGUUUUGUUGUUCAACUGUCAUAUAUUUGUAAUAGAGAUGUUAUGAAGUGCAGGUAUGUUCUGCCUGCUCAGACCUAAGUUAAACCCUCAUCUUUCAUAUUAUGUCAUAGAAAAAGUCUCUUAAAAUUGUGAAAUUAGUUCCUGAUAUGUUCUAUGAGUGGUGUUGUCAUCAGCGGUAGAGAGACAAGAACUGUUUUCGUAGUCUGUCUUAGAGUCUCCUAAAGGAGAGAAAUUUGCUUGGCUUUAAGGUGUAUUUAUUUGCUAUUGAAGUCUAAAUAUGUAACCUGUUUCUCAUUGGGAAGCUAGAAUAUAUUCUUCCUUUAUUUUAAACUUUUUUAGAUCACCUUUAAAUAACCAAAUUUGACUUAGGUUUUUAACAAAACACUUAGCAGAAAUCAAGCUAAUUUUGUUUUUGUGAUACAAACUUUUAAUAGUGUUGAGGGACCAUCUGGCAUUUCUACAGACGCAUGCAGACAUCUGAGACCCUCAGAAAGGAAGGAUAAUCCAAGAAUAUAGGAAAUCUGUGGUCUCUUCCCUUCGUUUUACCCUUUCCUUAUAUUUCUAAAGACUGUAGGUAAUCUUAUGUUUUAAUGUAGCAUCUCUUAUUUAUUUUUUCUUUCUGAGGUAUUAAAAUAUCUAGACUGAAUUUUGCCAAAUGUUAAAGGGAGAAAAGUUACUGAGGACUUUGAACACUUGCUUUUUGUGAUUGACUAUGCUUAUAUGUCAUCAGUGCCUCAUGACUGUGUUUGAUGUCCUUUACUGAUACAAAGUGAGCCUGUGCCUUCAUUAUCUUGCCCAUUUUGGUACAAAUGAAAACCUGGUGUUAGAUCAAUGAACUGUGUGGGUUAGGGAGGAAUAGACCUGAAUUCUAUUCAAUACAAGUUUCUGGACACAAAGAAAAAUACAGUCACAUAUUUAUAAAAUAGUUGUCACCAGGAUUCUUCUUUUUUAAAUUUUUAAUGUGCAUGUUUCUGCAUUUAAAAAGCAUCUGUGGCCAUUAAGUCAAAAAGUGUACAGGUCAUUUCAAUUUCUUCACUGAGGGGAACACAAGAAGAUUGAUCUAAGUAAUUAAAACGUGUUAAAAGUUACUGGACAAGCUUGCAAGAAGAUAAACUCAAGAGUUGGUGGUAUAAGCCAUAAAGAUAGGAUCAUAUAUUAUAAACUAUAAAUUAAAAGGGAUUUGGGGAUGGCAAGGUUGGUAGGGUAGAAAAAUGUGUAACACUUUCGAGAAGACAUACUAGCUCUCUAUGGAGAGUAGCAUUAUAACCAUACGUGUACUUCAAUAUUAUUUAUUCAAGAACAUAAGUGAUUACAGAUUCACACAAUUGAUACUCUUUGAUAAUGGUACUCUUAAUUCAGACAAACAGGGAUGCUGAAGGGGUGUGUGUGUGUGUGUGUGUGUGUGUGUGUGUGUGUGUUUGGGGAUAUAUUUCUGAUUUCAAGAUAUAGUAACAAUAAACCCUGGUGACUGAUCCAGUACCCUGGGAACUAUUUAUCCCUUAUCAUGAGGAUUUCUGCAUUCAUUAAAAGGUGAAAUGUGGAUUUUUUUUUAUUAUUAUUGUAAAGGAAUUGUAGAAAAAUGCUUUGCUCUCUUCCUAUAGAAAAUGAUGAGCAAAACCAGACAAUGGGAAUAACACACACCAAUCAUGCAUUUUGACCUAAAACGAUAAAGCAGGGCUCAGAAGUUCAAGCUUGCUUUGGAAGGUCAAUCCAGGCCUAAAACAGUGUUUAUAUUCUCAUUUUGGAUCAUCGUUGCUUUUUCUUACCCUAAAAAUCUUCAAAUGUGAUUUUUAAAAACUGUCCCCCUUCUAGUGUGGCAGAAUAUUAGGAAAAGAAACAUUUAUAAGGCUUUGCAAUUAGCAAACACCCUCAACGUAUUUAGGCAUAUCACUCAUAUAUUUGAAGUAAGUGCAACUUUUUUCCUUUUAAAAAAAUGGCAAAUGCCAGUGUACUAGCGAUUUUAGGCAAGAAGCAAAUCUACAGUCAAGAAAAAAAAGUGACUUAAACGUUUUCCUUUUCUGUUUAUAAUUUUGGUUGAUGUAGUUCUUUACAUCACUCCAGCUAUAUUCGUUACGAGAUAGGAAAUUAUUCUGAAAACACUUACUAGACUGUUUUCAUAGGUCAUUUGUGUCAUGAUGAAGCUAGAAAGUCUCAGAACUAUAUUUUUGUGUAUUAUUCCUCCAUUUCCAUUGCAGCAUUUAAGGUGGGAUGAGAGGUCAUUAAUAAAAUUAGGAAGCGAACUAUUCUGUCAUACAGGGAUGUUUUUAGAAUAAAUGGAAAAACGUCUGAAGCAUUUUCAGGGGAGAAAAAGGCUAUAUAAAACCAAGACAGUGAAGUUUUUUCCUGCCUGUGUUUCAACUACGCCAUCUUUUCAAACAUUAAAACAAAGUCAAUCAAUAAGUAUCUGCUUAUAAGAAAACUCUAAAGUUAUUUCAGUGGGACUGGCACUAUAUUGGCCUCGUAAUCCAAUAAAUGCUAUGGAAUAAAAAGAUGAAAAGUGUUGCAAAAAUGUCUUUUUUUUCAGUUGACUCUGGACCAUGUGUGAGGUUCUACACUAGUCAUUUUUAAUGGAUCUUACCCUGGGAGACUCCAACUAAGUCACAUAACAUUUGCACCUGUUUCUUUCAUCUAUGAAAUUAGCACCUGCGCCUCAUAGUGUAUAAUUGUCUAAGACGGGGUUUGGCAAACUAUGGUCUAUAGGCCAAAUCUGACCUGCCACUGUUUUUCUAUGGAAUAGCAACUAAGAAUGCUUUAAAAAAAAAAAUUGAAAUCCGAAGAAUAAUUCAUGAUGUGUAAAAUAUGCAAAAUUCAAAAUUUAGUGUCCAUAAAUACAGUUUUGUUAGAACACA